Messenger RNA from Carlito syrichta (Philippine tarsier), 1703 nucleotides. RefSeq names its product ABI family member 3 (gene ABI3). The transcript has 9 exons. NCBI's taxonomy places the organism in Eukaryota, Metazoa, Chordata, Mammalia, Primates, Tarsiidae. Bases 303 to 1427 code for a protein of 374 amino acids. Gene Ontology annotation, biological process: regulation of cell migration. Gene Ontology annotation, cellular component: lamellipodium. Gene Ontology annotation, molecular function: SH3 domain binding. The record is from RefSeq and is a predicted model, not a curated record.
AGCCAUCACAGCGCCCCGACCUUGGCUUCCUCUGCUGGGUGGGACUGGGGGCUGGGCCCCCCAGUGAGCCCCUGGCUUCCCCCUUCCUCUGGACAGGGGACAGAGAGGCGUGGGCUCAGGGAGUAGGGAGGACUUCCUCUUGUCCCGGCAAGAGCAUGCCGGCCCUCUGUAAGCAGGUUCGGGGCUCUCAGGCAGAGGAAACCAAAAGCAGUGAGAGGGAGGGAAGGCAGAGCGACCAAUCAAGGGCAGGGUGAGGCUCAAAACCAGCGGGCUCCCUGGGGAGCCAGACCAAGCCUGGGGUGAUGGCAGAGCUGCAGCAACUGCAGGAGUUUGAGAUCCCCACGGGCCGUGAAGCUCUGCGGGAGAACCACGGCGCCCUACUGCGGGUCGCCGACUACUGCGAGGACAACUAUAUGCAGGCCACGGACAAGCGGAAGGCACUGGAGGAGACUAUGGCCUUCACCACCCAGGCGCUGGCCAGCGUGGCCUACCAGGUGGGCAACCUGGCAGGGCAUACGCUGCGCAUGCUGGACCUGCAGGGGGCCGCCCUGCGGCAGGUGGAAGCCCGGGUGAACAUUCUGGGCCAGAUGGUGAACAUGCAUAUGGAGAAGGUGGCCCGGAGGGAGAUUGGCACCUUGGCCGCUGUCCAGCGGCUGCCCCCCGGCCAGAAAGUCAUCGUCCCCGAGACCCUGCCCUCCCUCACACCCUACUACAGGAGACCCCUCAACUUUGGCUGCCUGGAUGACAUUGGCCACGGGAUCAAGAUUAUGUAUAUUUCAGUUCGGUUCUCUAGUGAAAUGUCUGUGAAAAUGACAGGCGGGGCACUUCUGCAUGUGACCAGUUCUCUCCCCGCCUCAGCCAGCCUGGGGAGACCGCCCCGGAUCCCCGAGCCGGUGCAGCUCCCCGUGGUGCCCGACGGCAAACUCUCCGCCGCCUCCUCCGCCUCUUCCCUGGCCUCGGCCGGCAGCGCCGAGGGUGCCGCUGGGGUCUCCACGCCCAAGGGGCAGGCUGCACCCCCGCCCCCACCUCUCCCCAGCUCCUUGGACCCACCUCCCCCACCAGCCUCCGUCGAGGUCUUCCUGCCGCCUCCUCCGAUAGAGGAGCCGGCUCCGCCCCCGCCGGAUGCAGAACUGCCCCCGCCCCUGGACCUGCCCCCUCCUCUGCCCCUGGAUGGAGAUGAUGAGUUGGGGUUGCUACCUCCGCCCCCACCAGGCUUUGGGUUGGAGGAGCCCAGCUGGGUGCCUGCCUCAUACUUGGAGAAAGUGGUGACACUGUACCCCUACACCCGCCAGAAGGACAAUGAGCUCUCCUUCUCCGAGGGCACCGUCAUCUGCGUCACCCGCCGCUACUCCGACGGCUGGUACGAGGGCGUCAGCUCAGAGGGGACUGGAUUCUUCCCUGGGAACUAUGUGGAGCCCACCUGCUGACGGCCCUGGCUCCCUGGGGGCCCGUGCAGGCUCUGUCCUGAGCUGGUUUCUGGAGCCCCAGGAGGCCAAAUCCAGCUCCGCCAUCGAACCCCUCUCUUGGACUGCCAGCAGUUCUGUCCCUUCCCCCGUGGCAGGGGUGAGGGGCCCCUGGGGAGAGAGGUGCCCAGAGACCUGCUGCAGAUGGGACGGAACUGGAAGCCAAGGAGUGUCCGGGGGAUCCCCCACACACUCCAUGCAAGGCAGGGUCUCCUGCUCAAGUGCCAGCUCUGAAUAAAA